Messenger RNA from Micromonas commoda, 390 nucleotides. RefSeq lists its product with no specific name. The record is from RefSeq and is a predicted model, not a curated record. NCBI's taxonomy places the organism in Eukaryota, Viridiplantae, Chlorophyta, Mamiellophyceae, Mamiellales, Mamiellaceae. Bases 1 to 390 code for a protein of 129 amino acids. The transcript has a single exon.
AUGCAAUGGUCUCUGCUGCUUCGACAAGCCAAGUCCCCGGCAAGGAACUCGCGUUUCAACGCUACUGCUCCCGCCUACCAGCCCAAUACCAUCUGCGCGCCGCUCAGGCCGAACAGUCGUUUACAAUGCACCUGCACCGUGGAGCUUCUCGCCACGACGCGGCCGAGCCUUUCGGUCGGCGCGGCGUUCGCAUUGGCUGACUUAGCUGGUAGCGCUGCGGAGGAAACUACAGAGAAGCCAUCUACAAAGACCACGGAGGUCUUGUCCGACGAGGACGAUAUGCGCUUUUUAGUUCGAAAACUUCGCGUUCCAAUGGACUGGCUGAGCACAGGCCAGGGCGUGCACGACGAGCUCGUUCAAACGUUUCUGAGCAAACAGGAAGGUCGUUAG